Messenger RNA from Planococcus citri (citrus mealybug), 5308 nucleotides. RefSeq lists its product as uncharacterized. The record is from RefSeq and is a predicted model, not a curated record. The coding region runs from base 311 to 3667 and encodes 1118 amino acids. Gene Ontology annotation, molecular function: chitin binding. Gene Ontology annotation, cellular component: extracellular region. NCBI's taxonomy places the organism in Eukaryota, Metazoa, Arthropoda, Insecta, Hemiptera, Pseudococcidae. The transcript has 6 exons.
CCAUCAACUCGGGCACAGCACGUAGUGCAAUGUUGUUUCAGGUAAAUCGCCUUCUUAUUCUUAUCACAAAAGUAAAUGUUCUCAGUAUCUCGGUAUUAGUUGCGGCUAUGUUGCGGCAUAUCUUGUAUCUUAUUGUGUGAUGAUUUUGUUAACUUUGUGAAAUUCUUCCGUAAUUCGACUUUUUUCAUAAAAGUUUUCUCAUUAAUCGUUUCGUGUUAUGAAUUACAUUUUAUUGAAAUUUUAAAUAGUGUGUGUUUUUUUGUGUUGGAGAAAUUGCGCCCAAGAAUAAAUUAUACCAGAUGUAGAUACAAUGGUUGUUAGGUGCUACAGAAGUAGAUGCUCAGCUGCGGUGUUUAGUGCAUUUUACAUAUUGCUGUCACUUCAAUGCAUGGUUUCAUCGUUUUCCACGAAGGCCAGACUUAGAGAAGAAAGCAGCGUUAGUAGGAAACCAAUUUAUGUCAUAGCUAAUUCUGAAAACACAAGCGAGCAACCGCAACUGUACACGAGACACAGGCGGAAACUGCCGGCCGAAUCAAAUGACCAGUUAAAUGCCCUCGACGAUGAUGUCCCACUGCAGGAGUAUCAAGGUGUAUUCGGACGUCCAGGCAUCGACUUUCCGGUUUUAUCAAGUAUUCCGGUGACAAAAUUCAAUUGCAGACAUGUGAAAAAUUCCAACACCGGAUAUUACGCUGACACCGAUACAAAUUGUCAAGUAUUCCACGUAUGCGAUGCAGGCCGAAAGAUAUCAUUUUUAUGUCCCAACGGUACGAUUUUCCGACAAUCGCAUCUUAUCUGUGAUUGGUGGUUCAGAGUAGACUGUGAACGUUCUCCGGAACUAUACGACCAAAGUGUGCAACAACUCGAGGCCGAUCAAAAUGUCCACAACAAUAAACAACGCGUCGAAAGUAUCGCCAACGCCAUGCAAAACGCCGUAAAUAACAAAAACUCCAACGAUUUUCCUGUGCUUUUAUCGUCACCAGCCCCCGUAACCAAUGCAUUCAAAGAAAUUUUCAAUUCCGAAAGUGACCUACCAAACAGAAAUGGUGGCAAUAGUCAACGGAACACUUUAAGACCGCAGAAUUAUCAAUCGAGUUCAGAGCCAGAAAAUCGUAAUAAUUUCAAUGCGAUUACGUCGCCUCCGCGACCCAGCAGUUUUAACGCCAUUAGUCCAACGUUUACCACCACUGAGUUACCUUACAUCAGUACGCGAUUGCAAAGUAGCGAAAAUACGAAACCAAAUUCCGGUGCUACAGCAAGUUAUACUUUUGUUACCAGUACAUAUAAGCCUGAUGUGACUCCAUUAAUUCAUAACUUUUUGCCACCUAAUGAUCCUGGUGAAGGUUUCAGAGAGCAACAAGUACUCGCUGAAACCGCCUCGUUUGCCGGAAGUGGUAAAUUCCCGUUUCAAAAUUAUUACUACAUGUUGAACUAUGUUAAACAUCCGAGUAAAGAAAAUACUGCGAAUAAGGCAAGCGAAUUUACCACGUCGAACCAAGGUAUCGAAACCACUCAAUAUCAGACCGAAUCGUAUACCGAUAAUGACGAAUCAUUUAGGACUACAUUCUAUCCUAACAAUGCUGAAUUCCGCGACUCGAACUUCUUGAAUACGAAUAACAUCACUGAGAAUGAUAACAACUCUUAUUCAUUGUAUUACUCGCCUACCAACGAAGGUAUAAAUUCUUUCGGAACCACGUUACCAGAUGAAUUUCGAGACGUUGGCUCGUCUCUCUCAAUAAAUGACGUUUCGAAACCGCAAGUUUCCGAAUUCAUCUUGAAUUCGCAAUCGAAUUCAGAAUCGAAUGGUGAAACGCCUACCGAGCAGAAUCUGCCCUUGUUGACCAACAUGACUCAGGAAGCAUUCAAUCAGCUGUUCCCUAAAGACGAAAAAGUAGCUGAACAAUCCAACACGACGAGUAUCUUCCGUAAUUCUGAUUUAGCUACAGAACAUUCCAGCGGUAUUGUUCAAUCCGAUGCUCAAAAACCUCAAAAACAAGAAAUCCUCUCCAAUACUCUGCAAUUCAAAAGUUCACCCGAUCUGAGAGAGUUGGCUCAAGUAUUUAGCAGAGCUUUAUCGGCCUAUCUCGAGAACCCGGAACAGUUCAGGAAAAUAUUAUCAGAGGUUAGACCUACGGAACCACCUUCGACAAAUGAUAACGCAAACGGGGAAGCGUCUUCGAUCGACGAUGAAGUGUUGGCAUUCUCCGAAGAUGUAGGAAUGAAAUCGACACCCUUCCCGGUAAAAUCAACGGUGGCUAAGAAUACCAAUAUUCCUAUCGAUCGAGUCACAUUUACUACGCCUGCUCCUGUCAAGAGUACGAUCAAGGAUCCUGAAACGUUCGCUGAAGAAAUAAAUAACUUUAUGUUUGCCGAUCCUCAUAACUUCCUUGGACAUUUGGAAAGCAACGAGUUUAACGUUAACGAAACUUACUAUCCGACACCUGGACAUCCUUCCAAUAUAACAACGUUGCCAACAACUCGAACGCAAUUUACCGUGUCGCCCUUGCUCGACUUCACUAAAAAUGUGACCAGAUUUUCGCCGUCGACUUCAUUUACCGAAGCUGCGUCCACCGUUUCGACCACAUUCCGCGGUAUACCCAAGAACGAUAAUUUGUACACCGAUUUAAAACCGCAAUCUAAUCCAGAAAUUGGUCAAUCUUUAUCUGAAAAAGAACAUUUUAUUACCGCCGACACACAAUCGUUCGUUUCGAGAGAUAAUUUGUUGAGAUAUCAGAAUAAUUUCAAACCUUCUCAGAAUAUAAAAGCACCCGAUACGACUCAAAAUUUCAAACCGUCGCCAGCCAAUCAACUGCCUAGCGUUUCGCAAACUAAAUACGAUUCCGAUUACCAAUCGAUCAAAUCGUCUAAAAAUAUGCAAUUCGGAAUGCGAACAACCUCCGUUACUAGAGCUCCUUUUGUAAGUUCUAGAGCAGAUUUCUCAUCGUCGACUCCUUCAAAUACGCUGACUACUAAAGCAUUGCCUACCUCUAAGGCAACCACCUACCAUCCGGAAGCUCGUACUACGCAAAUUUCCACUUAUCCAACCAUCAAUAAUUACCAACAAUCUACCGCAAAUUCUGUUCUUGAUAAUAGAAACUCUAAGAAUUAUAACAGUGAUACUUAUAAAGAUAUGUCGCCUGAUUCGGGGCAUUUCAACGAAACAGCCAAAGCGUUGAUUAAUAUGAUGGAAGAAGCGAAAUCAAACAACGUUUUACGCCAUCAGUUAGUUUUAUUGUUAGUUAACGAUAAAGGCUUACCUACUGAAAAUAAAUCAGUCAAAGAAAUGAAAUCAAAACUAUUGAAAGCUCUACUUAAGCCGGCACCUGAUAAAAAUACGCCUAGAAAUUACAGAAACGAUAGUGAAAGAAUAUCCAGAAGUGAUCAUAAUUCGAGUAUAGUUACCCCAUUGCCUACCAAAGCUCGAAAAGAACGAGUGGUGGUGCAUAAACACAAGGUUUCAUCGCCGAACCCUCAAACGACUGAUUCUAUUUCUAAGUCAACAGCUUCCAGUUUUCAAACAACCAGAAGCGAAAGAUCCACCUCUAAGCCGGUGGUAGUAGCGGCGCUAACUGGUGCUAACGAAACUCCCGAAUUAUCAGAAUCUGAUAGCAGAGCUGUGGAUUUAUUAAAGUCGUUGUAUACGAUAGCGUCAAACAAUUGGACUCAUUAGUCGAAUUAGAUUUUGUUGCGAUUUUAUUAGUUCCUAUGUGAAGAAAUGAGCUACACUUUCAAAGUUUUCAAACCAGUAUUGUUGCGAUCGAGGAUGACUCGAUAUUAACGUACCUACCUAAGUAAGUACAUAAUACAUAUGUACUACAAUUAAUUAGAAAAAUUACCAACUAUUGUUUUAGUCGUGUUUUCGAGUUUCUUUACACGUGUAUGAUUUGUUACCUUAUAGUUGACGCAUUAUAUUUUGUAUUUAUUAAUUGAAAAAAGUGCCUUAUUAAUAAUAAAACAAAUAUACCAAAAUGUGCCUUAAUACGAAUUAGGCUUAAAUUAUUUUGUUUUUUUUUCCUUCCUUCCUUAAGUUAUUAAGUUUUGUAAUUCUUAUUCGUUUAACGAAUCAUUUACUUCAGAUGACUAUAUUUUUUUUCUCGUACUUUUUAUUAUGUUUUCUCGUUGAAAAUGUUAUUAUUUUUUAUAAGAUUUUUAUUAGGUACUUUACAUUUUAUACCUACAGUCGUAUUGACAUGGUUUUCAUAUAUUGCUCAUUAUUUAUUUAUAUUUAGAACAAUUCAAGAGUAAAUAAUCAAAAUCAAAAAUGUAAAUGAAACGUUAUUUAAUUCGUAUUUUUGUAAAAUUCGUGAUUAAAUGUAGACUUAAGUGUAUAUUAUUUACCUUUUGUACUUAUUUCGCUUGACGAGAAUUUUUUAUGAAUGGGUAGGUGAGUAAUUUCAUCUGCAAUACUUAUGUAUUACCUACAUAAAAUGUGGUUUUGAAAAAAAAUCAAUUUGUACUUAUGUUAAUGAAUAUGUACUUCUACUUACCUAUCUAUGCAUUUUUACGAAUUUAUUUUGUGCUUUAAUAAUUUCGUAAGACUAUAAAAAUAUGCAUGUUCAAUAAGUUCUUACAUACCAACACAUUAUUUUUUUCUAUCGAAAUACAUUCCAAAAUACUCCACUCGUGUGCGUAAUUCUAAGUUUUUAUAAAUUUUUGUUAAGACUUCUAUAUACUUGUAUUAUUUACCUGUAUGUACAUAUUGUUACAAAAUUCUUUUUUAUAAAAACCUAUUUCGGGCCGUAAAAAAGGAUAAUCGAAAGAGAUGUUUGCCUGGCAUGCUCCUUACAAAUUUUAUUAUGCAACUUAUUUCUUAGUGGCGUUGAAACUGUAGAAUAACAACCCGCUGUUGCAAUACGAAAUCCGUAUGAGAGAACGUGUGAUGUAGAAUGCAUAUUAUUUCAUGUUUUUUUUAAAAAAAAAUUAUGAUUGUAAUCAACAAAAUAUUUAAAAAAUCAUUUAAAGAUGAUCACAUUUUUAUUCAAUUUAAACUAACGCAAUUUAUGGAUUUUCGUGUUUAAAAAUAAACGUAGGUAGUUACCAUUUAUGGAAAUCCAGAGUACACUCUUCGUUUAUAAAAUGUAGUUUCUUUAUCAGUGAUAGCGAAUUUGAAUUGCCUAUAUUUUUAUUAAAUGGAUAAUUUUGUAUUUGUAUGUACAGUAUUGAUACCCUCGCAACAAUUGUUAAAAACUGCCAAUAAGCUACCUAUGAGAAGUAAUUCGAUAGAAAUAUAAAAUUAAUAAUGGUGUACUUUUAUAGCCAAAAUUUUAUUGUUUUUUUUUUGUAAAUAAACUUUGUAAACUGAUUGACUGAA